This is a messenger RNA of Colletotrichum chrysophilum, 537 nucleotides long. RefSeq lists its product as uncharacterized. The transcript is spliced from 2 exons. The record is from RefSeq and is a predicted model, not a curated record. The coding region runs from base 1 to 537 and encodes 178 amino acids. Gene Ontology annotation, molecular function: ubiquinone binding; heme binding. Gene Ontology annotation, cellular component: membrane; mitochondrial envelope. Gene Ontology annotation, biological process: tricarboxylic acid cycle; mitochondrial electron transport, succinate to ubiquinone. Lineage: Eukaryota; Fungi; Ascomycota; Sordariomycetes; Glomerellales; Glomerellaceae.
AUGGCUUCGUUUGUGCGACCUGCUCUGCUGAGGCAGACGGCCAUGGCUGCCCGGAUGGCCAAGACUGGCGCAUUCCGCUCUGCCUUCCUCAAGCCUACCGUCCAGAAGGAGUUCGUCAACAACACGACAAGAGUCGCCGCCUUCCACACCACCGCCAAGAGAGAUUUGCUGCCCGUCGGCCCUCUUAACGACCCUGCCCCCGUUCCUCCCCCGAGUCCCGCCCACGGCUCCUACCACUGGAGCUUCGACCGCAUCCUCGCUGCCGGCCUCGUGCCCAUCACCAUCACCCCCUUCGCCGCCGGCUCCCUGAACCCCACGGCCGACGCCAUUCUCUGCUCCCUGAUCCUCAUCCACUCCCACACCGGCUUCCAGAACAUCAUCAUCGACUACGUCCCCACCCGCACGUACCCCAAGCUCCGCAAGGGCACCAUGUGGGCGCUGAACGCCGCGACCGUCCUCGUCGGUCUCGGUCUGUACGAGUUCGAGACCAGCGACGUUGGUGUCACCGAGGCUGUCGCUCGCAUCUGGAAGGCUUGA